AUGAUGUUUAUUGAUCUUGAUAAGACAUAUAACAGAGUUCCUAGGGAGAUUCUGUGGAGGUGCUUGGAGGCUAGAGGGGCGCCCGUGGCGUACACUAGGGCGAUUCAAGAUAUGUAUGAUGGGGUGAAGACUCAAGUGAGGACGGUGGCGUAUCCUAAGUUGGUUACGAGCAAGGCGUAUAAGGUAGGUAAGAGAGAGGCUAAGUUAGCGGUUACAGUGGCUAAGACUGCAGCUUUUGAGCGUCUGUAUGCGACUUUAGAGGAGAAAAGCGGAGAUAAGAAGUUAUAUAGGCUGGCUAAGGCCAGGGAGCGAAGGGCUAGUGACCUUGACCAGGUGAAGAGCAUUAAAGGAGAGGAUGGUACAAUGUUGGUGGAGGAUUCUCUCAUUAGGGAGAGGUGGCAGUCCUACUUCCAUAAAAUUUUGAACGGUGAGGGGGACAAAGGUUUUGUGUUUGGGGACUUGGAGAAUUCUGAGGAGUGUCUAGAUUAUGGGUAUUGUAGGCGUACAAAGUUGAGAAGGUCAAAGGAGUUAUUCGCAGGAUGA
Messenger RNA from Capsicum annuum, 543 nucleotides. RefSeq lists its product as uncharacterized. The record is from RefSeq and is a predicted model, not a curated record. The transcript has 2 exons. The coding region runs from base 1 to 543 and encodes 180 amino acids. NCBI's taxonomy places the organism in Eukaryota, Viridiplantae, Streptophyta, Magnoliopsida, Solanales, Solanaceae.